Molecule: messenger RNA, 561 nt
Organism: Nylanderia fulva
Lineage: Eukaryota; Metazoa; Arthropoda; Insecta; Hymenoptera; Formicidae
Source: RefSeq, a predicted model, not a curated record
AUGCCGAUAUUGGACGGAAACAAAUAUUGUUUGACCUGCAUCGACCGAUUCACGCGUUGGCCGGAGGCGUUUUCCAUGGAGAACCAGGAGGCAGAAACAGUCGCAAGGACGUUCUACCACGGCUGGAUAAGCAGAUUCGGCGUGCCGUUGAGAAUAACAACCAACCAGGGACGGCAAUUCGAGGCGCACCUCUUCAAGGAGUUGAGCGGAUUGUUAGGAUCUAACCACCUGAGGACGACUGCCUAUCACCCCCAGGCCAACGGCAUGGUAGAACGAUGGCACCGCCAAUUAAAAGCAUCGAUCAAGUGCCAUCAGAAGGACCGGUGGACGGAUGUGCUGCCGACAGUUCUGAUGGGCAUAAGAGCGGCGUGGAAGGACGAUCUACAGGCGACGACGGCCGAGCUGGUGUAUGGAAAAGCGCUCAGACUGCCAGGACAAUUCUUAAAUAAGCAGUCCGGUGAGGAGAGAGACGCCAGCAAUUUUGUGAAGAGUUGCGACGUUCGAGGAGGUCCGGCCAGUCGAAAUCACGCAGUACAGAGAACGACGCCCGUUUGUAUUUAA